GACGUCAAGAUAAGAAACCCCUCAUUUCACAAAGCCAUGUCCAUAUUAUGCCCCAACAAAACUAUAUGCGCUGCUGGACUUUCUACAGCGAAACAAAGGUCUUUGAUAAGAUCUUUACUAGUUUAACUCUCACACUCCUCCCCAAACCAGAGAAAAUAAAAAGUGAAAUCAUUUAAUAGAAGCCACUCUUCAAAUAAAGUCUGCGACAACGCGUCACUGGAUUAAAACCUAGUUUUCAAACUUGUCCAGGCCAUUAUACAACCAAAAUGAGUAAGAGACAUGCUGAAAAAGAUGAACAAGAUGACAAAUCAAAUAUAAUUUAUAGCAAACGGCUACGGGAAGGACGAUACCCCAUAGAUUUCAAUAUUUCAAGUGACAUAAAUAAGAGUUUACUUAAAAAAGAAACAUGGGAAAUCAAAAAGGAAACUUCAAAAAAAACAAGUAUCCAACUUGCAUCAGUCAAUGUUGAUUUACUGGACACCAUAAACAUCAUCGACACAUUUGACCGACCAAAAAACACCAGUAAACAAGGCAAAUAUGCAAACCGUAGGAAAUAUUUAGUAGGUUUGGAAGACAAACCAGGACACAGAAUUCCCAAGGCAGGAGUCUUUGCAGAAGCAGGAGUGGGUCGUGCGGCCGCUGAAGUGAGUGUAUUAGAGGCAGAAGCCAAAGGUCCGAACGCUUCUGCUGGUGCUGAGGCAAGUUGGACUGGAGCUGGAGUGAUUGCUCGUGCUGAAGUUGGAAGUGUUUCAGCAAAAGCUGGCCCAGUUGUUGCUAAACUGGGGCUAGGAGUUGACACGGGUGCAUCUUUGGGCCUGGGUGGACUGGAGGCAAAGUUCCUGGGAACUGGAAUCUCAGUUGGUCCAAAAACCAGUGUAUCUCUCUUGGGUUCAGAAGUGUCAUGUUCAGUCAUGUAGUCAUACAGAGAAUGAAUCCCUAGAAGAUGAAUCUUUCUAGAAUAUUCAAAUGUGUAUAUUUGAAAUGUUUUAAAAGACAAAUUUAAUGCAGUGGAAUUGAAAUUGAACUAAAUCAUACAGUGUUUUAUUUAUAAUUAAAAAACAAUCCCCACAAUAAAGUAAAAAAAAAAAAAACCUUUAUUGUUGAGUCUGUAUUUGCUGAGUCACACUGUUAUCUAAAGUCAGUAAUAUAUUUUUUACCUUUACAACCGUUUCAACAUCUUGAUUGUCGAGGCUGAUUUGACAGCAGCCAUCUCCCGUUACUGUAAGUUAUUACAUUUUCUGUCCUGUCCUGUAUUUAAUAACAGAGCACAUUCACGAGUCCACUGCAAUAUAUAUCUUAAAAUAAUAAACUGUAUCUGUCACCAAUUUUAUUCACUUAAAGGCAUGAUCAAAUAAAGUCUUUUUAAACUUUGUUCUACAUUGCCUUGGAGUAUGAACAUAAUCAUUUUGGGGAGAAAAACUACAAAUAAUCCUGCUCCUGAGAGUUUUUCUGCCAGUUUAUCACACCAGGCACUUUGGUCUCCUCUCACUGGACAAGGUGGAGGCAAACCAAUGUCCUCCACAACUUCAGUUACGCCUCCUGUUGUUGGGCAGAUAUUUUGGAGAACCGCACAAGCCACGAUGACUGUUGGGGUAAAGGUGUGGUCCACCUCUGAACUGUAAUGGAUGGGGAAAGCUUUCUAUUGGUGUAGUCCUGGCCAGCGGGGGUCUUGAUGCGGAUAUGAUACCCAUCUAUGGCACCCUCAUACUUGGAGAAGAUGGGGCUGUUGUCAAAUUUUCAAAACCAUGGCCAAUCUCAUGAAGCUCCUGGGCAAUUGGCAACUUUAUGGUCUGCUGGCACUGGGCUGCAAUCUUUAUGGUUCCAGUAGCAUUUGUUUCUACAUUGACUGGAGCCUAUACAGUGAGUGAAUACAGUGGUUCAACCUUAAUUUAAUGAAGUGACAAGAAUACUUGUUGUGUGUAAAAAUAACGACUUUAUUCAACGAUUUAGUUGUAGCCUGUGUCAGUCUCCUACGCAGUUUCCAUUGUAAACAGUGCAGCACUUUCGAGCACCACAACGCAUGUGUGAGGAUGACAGUCGAUGGACUGUAUUUACAACGGAAACUGUAAGGAAGAUUUCUUACAAAGGUCUCUUCUCCAUUUAUUUAAUAAAAAAUACAGUAAAAACUGUAGUAUUACAAUUUAACAUAGGUUAUCUGUUUUUCUAAGUGAUAGUAAACUAAUUUAUUCAUGUGAUCUGAAUUUUCACCAUCAUUACCCCAGUCUUCAGUGUCACGUGAUCCUUCAGAAAUCAUUCUAAUAUGAAGAUGUAAUGCUCAGUUCUUACUAUUAUCAAUGUUGAAAGCGGUGUAAUAUUUUUCUGGAUACCAUGAUAAAUUUUAUGCAGAAUUAUUUGAUGAACAAAGUUGAAAGCACAGUGUUUAUUUUGAAUAGAUAUUUUAACUUUGACUGUCACUUUUGAUCAAUUCAAUGCAUCGAAUUAAUGGAAACGCUAUCAUGUCACAAAAGUUUUUUAUCGAAAAUAUUUUAAAUAUAUUUUAAAUAUAUAAAAAACUAUUUAAAUAAAUAGUUUUUUAUUAAAAGUUUUGCUUGAAACUGCCUGAGGUGAAUGGUUAAAAUGCCCUACAAUCUUCCUUCCAAUAAGCAAUGUUUCUGUGAUGCUGAGACACUUAUAUAUGGCCUGAAGAAUGUGUGCGAUAUAACCCAUGUUUACUACCAC
This is a messenger RNA of Pimephales promelas (fathead minnow), 2679 nucleotides long. The record is from RefSeq and is a predicted model, not a curated record. NCBI's taxonomy places the organism in Eukaryota, Metazoa, Chordata, Actinopteri, Cypriniformes, Leuciscidae.